Messenger RNA from Parascedosporium putredinis, 1515 nucleotides. The record is from the annotation of a GenBank genome assembly. Lineage: Eukaryota; Fungi; Ascomycota; Sordariomycetes; Microascales; Microascaceae.
AUGUCAAAACACGUCAUAGAAUGCCAGGAGCACUACGGGGCGGUCAUUGAUGCGGUGCGCGACCGGUACUUCGGCGCGGACGUCGCCGCCAACAGCGGCGAGUGGUUCUCAGGCCGGCGGGACUUUCUCGCGGCUCUGGCGCACAUUCUUGAAGAGGCCCGGGAACUCAGGGCGCGGCUGUCAGACGUGGAGGCGCGAGUGCAAAAGGAGAAAGCGGCGUGGUACCGCGAAGUCCUUGUCCGGCACCCUUACUUCCUCGAUGUCGCAGAGCGGUCUGCGGCGUCCACAGCGGCGGCCGGCAGCGGCGUGAAUGAAGAGCUAAGCGAGCUCACCCGCGCUCUAGCGGACGAGGCGCAGUCGACCGAGGACCUCGCGCGCGUCGUGCGCAAGGGGAUCGGGAGGGUUAGGGGCCGCCCGAUCAACGUGGAAGACUAUCUCGCGGCUGUAACGGGUGCACAGGCAACGGGUGACGUGAAACGGGCAAAGGAGGAGGUGAUCCAAUUCCUCUUCGAGGUCAACGGCUCCGGCAAGAUCCUUGAGGGCUCGGAGAAGUACGCCGACAUGUACCGCACCACCGAUGACCUUUCCAUCGAGCGCGUCAUCGACGCAAUCGACGCCGCCCGCCGCGCCGCCACUGUGGGCAGUGCCCCGGGCGCGCCGGUCGAUAGGCAGGCGGGGCCGACCCUUGGCGCUGCGACAAGCGCAACCUCUGUCGAGGCGCAAACAUUCACAGAACACGGGAGGCGCAGGGAGCAGGUCCGCCGCGCGCAAAAGGAACAGGACCAGAGGCGCACCGCGGCGGAAGAGAAGCGGCGGCACAUGGACGACCUCCAGCGGGCGAAGACUGCUCAUAAGAAGAUCCAGACCGCCAAGUCGGAGAAGAAGCACCGCCAGCUGCCCCGAGAACUCUACGACACGCCGCCCUGUAAGGCGUGCUCCAAGACGGUGGACCCCAAAAACUUGAUUGCGUGCUCGCUAUGUCAGGUGCUCGUGCUUAUGGGACUGCAGCCGGCUCAGGUUACCUACUGCUCCACCGAGUGCUUCGAGAAAGCCCAUAAGAACCACCUCGAGGACAGUCACACCUGCGAGGCAGGCAAGUACUGUAUCCAAAUCCGAGGCGCCCAACACAGCGCGGUAGCCCCCGCCAAGGACGCUGCCGAUCUCCCCGCCGCAGGUGACGAGAACCCCGUGUCUGCCUAUGCAAGGAAGGCUCAUCGCGCCAUCUGGGACGAUGUCAAGUCCCAGAAACAACAUCAACAGCAGCAACAGCAACAGCAACAGCAGCAGGAGGAGGAGCACAAGCAAAAGAACGAGAAGCACCGGCAGACAUGUCAGGAAAAGGACCAGCCGGCGAGCGAUGCUAACAGGACCCACGAAGAGGAGGCUGCUGCCGCUGCGUACCUCUCUAACGUGGACAAGUUCGUCGAGAGCCUGGAAGACGUUUUCCAGUCUAGGAUCGGAAGUAAACUAACAGGCAAGGAGGUCAAGGUGGAAUACCUUCCGCCCGGAAAAUAA